Molecule: messenger RNA, 2070 nt
Organism: Phoenix dactylifera (date palm)
Lineage: Eukaryota; Viridiplantae; Streptophyta; Magnoliopsida; Arecales; Arecaceae
Molecular function (GO): nucleic acid binding; zinc ion binding; 3'-5'-RNA exonuclease activity
Source: RefSeq, a predicted model, not a curated record
CCGGUUGAAUUCGCCCGACUCUGUGUUCCCCCCGGCCCCCGGUUCUUUUCCGUCUUCUGUUUCGUCAAGCACAUGUGGGGCGCACAAUGCGAUCUGAUUUUUAUGCCCCAAGGCCAUGAUUAAUCGGGAGAACAAAGGGGUUCCGCACGCGAUCACCGCUUUCUCUGAUGAAAAACUGGUUCUUGGGAAAUUUGGAGAUGAGUAAGAAGGAAAAGUUUUGAUCUUUAUUUUGUUUUCCUUUUCAUUUCUAUGUGGGUGGUUCAUUCGAGCGAGCCAGCGAGGGAUGGCCGGAUUUUUCUUCUAAGAAACAAUGCAAGGAAGCCUUGAGGCAGCCUCAGGAAGCCUCGAGGCAUCCUCAGGAUGCCUCAGGACCAAGGCGUUUUACUAUCACUUGCAUGAAAGUGGUAAUUCCUUUAAAAGGUUUCCUGAGCCCAAGAAGGAAAUGAACAUCAAUCCUGGUGGUACUGUGGAAUCAGGCAAUCCAUCAAAGAGUGAGUCAUCUGCACCACCAAAUCAAGCAUACAGUAGACCCUUCUACCAACAGGAUUUGUACACAUGGCCAAACUUGCAUCCUGACGUUCAGAAGUUUUGGCAGAGCCCAGUAAAUACAGUAGAGACCCAUUUCUACCCAAUGAACAGGGAAUAUGCUUUUCCUGUUGAAAAUAGGUUUCACUAUCUGCCAUUCAGGAUGUUUGCUCAAGGUUACCCACAUGAAUUUCAGUUUCAAGAAUUUCAGUAUUUUGUGGUUAUCGAUUUUGAGGCAACUUGUGACAAAGAAAAGAAUCCACAUCCACAAGAGAUCAUUGAAUUCCCAUCUGUUUUAGUUAAUAGUGUGACUGGGCAACUGGAAGCUUCUUUCCAAACAUAUGUGCGACCUUCAUAUCAUCAACGUCUAAGCGAUUUCUGCAAGGAGCUCACUGGAAUUCAGCAAAUUCAGGUGGACAGUGGAGUUCCUCUAUGUGAAGCUUUACUUAUGCAUGAUAAGUGGUUGGAGGACAAAGGGAUUAAGCAGAAAAACUUUGCUGUGGUGACAUGGUCUAACUGGGACUGUCGUGUCAUGUUGGAAUCAGAGUGCAGAUUCAAAAGGCUCAGGAAGCCUCCCUACUUUAAUAGGUGGAUUAACUUGAAGGUUCCAUUCCAAGAGGUGUUUGGUGGUGCGCGUUGCAAUCUAAAGGAGGCAGUUCAGCUGGCUGGCCUUGCAUGGGAGGGUCGUGCUCACUGUGGCCUUGACGAUGCCCGCAACACUGCUCGCCUCCUUACCCUCCUCAUGCGCCAGGGCUUCAAGUUCUCCAUAACCAACUCACUAGUAUGGCAGCCUGGGGAUCGCCCGCUGACAUGGCCGUCACCACCUGACCACCCAGUGGACUCUGGCCAGCAAACUCAGAGGCUGAAAGAGCUGCUGGUCCCUGCCUUCCAGUUCCAUCCUUUCAUGGACCCCACCACCGGAGAGAGGUGCAGCUACUGUUUUUGUGGGGUCAGGUGCAGCAAGUCUGUGGUUCGCAAGCCAGGGCCAAUGCAGGGCAGGUGCUUCUUUGGGUGUGGGAGAUGGACGACUACAAGACGUGCCUUCUGUAAUUACUUCAGGUGGGCCUCGCCUUAAAUCAAGGAGAAGAUUUGUGGUACUGGAAUAUAUUCUCAGGAAAAUCAGUUCUAUACAAGGGGCGCAGUUUAACCUUAAAAAAUAGUUGGGAAAGCAAUAAGACUCUGCAGCUUACUGGGCUGUUGCUUCCAUAUAUAUAUAUGUUGUUACUGUUUGUCUUUGUUUCUGUUACUAGAACCCUUAGGUAGUUGUCUGACCUCUCAAACUGACUUCUUAUUGACAGAAGAGAAGGGGGAUGAAUUUGCUGCUUAGGGUGCUUUGCAUGCAUAAGACAUGUUUGUUUGUCUAAUGAGCUAUUAGGGUUGGACCUUGUUCUUUUUUUCUCUUAUGGAAAUCUGCUGAACUUCUUGCUUGGGGCGAUGACUAUUGCUUCUAUUAAGUUCUGAUAUGAGAAGAGGAUAAUUGAAGUAUAUGUAACAGAAGUUGCAUACCAACUCAGCUAAUGAUUAAGAUGUAUAUUUCUAAGGAAA